AAGAACAAUUCGAGCUUGAGUAAAUGAUGCCAGCUGGGCUGAGCAGUCUGGCGGGCUGUAGCGCAAAGUGAUUUCCAGGAAAUUGGAAGGCUCGCUAUUCUUAAGCGUUUGGCGAGCCUGCAACGGUAAUCUUUGCUCGGCGCCGAGGAAGCGGAGGUGCGGCCGAAGACCAUGCCAGGAGCAUGGCGUCAGUGCGGGCCGAGCGGCAUGCGAGGUAUGCAAGGCGUGGAAUGCCCAGCAUCCUUUGGAGCCAUUUGAUAUUGGCAGCGAGAGCAAGAUUUACGACGGGAGCUUUGAGACUGAGAAUUUCAGGCUGGGAUCACUGUGCAAAUCAAAGCAGGGCUGCCAAAGACAGACAGCUGCACGUGCACUUAGAUGUGUGUUGCAUUUGCAUGGUGUCAGUUGCUUUGUUUGAAAUCGGGGUACCGGUAUUCUGCAUUUGGCUUGGCAGCCUCAGGGUGAAACAUAAACUGGACUUCUUGUGCUGUAGAUGCAGCCAUGCCAAUGCAGCAAGACUUGAUUUUUGCGCGAGCAGGAAAAGGCUUGCAGCAUGAUGUUGAAGCAGGCCUCGAGGCUUUUCAUGGCAACAAUGAGUCGUGGAACGAAUGAUUCUGCUCAUAGAGGUCGUGUUGCCGCUUGGUCCAUCCGUAUCUCGAGUCUGGCCAAAAGGCCCAGGUUCUCAGGAAGUAGCUUGAAGUAGCUGUGUCCGCCGCCCACGCCCUCCAUGUGUGUGGUUUGCAGCCGUAAGGGGGGGCCUUCGGCAAUGAUGACUUGCCAGAUGUGCCCGCCGGACGCGUGCUGUGCGGUGGAGGUGCAUGAGGACCUGCACAACGACCAUGCAAACAGCGCCGAGUUGUGCCAGUCUCUUGGCUUCAAGUCCCAGCUUGUCCUGUGCCCAGUGAAUCACCUCAAGAACGCCACCAGAAGCAAGGCUCAAACCUUGCUCAAGAGCAAGGAGCUCUUUGUAAGGAAGGACAAAGAUUCUGAUGUGGAUGGGCAAGAUGAAGCAGAUCCAGCCAGUGCUGCAGCGAUCGCACACCCCCACUCGACCCAGACGGCCCAGGCACCAAGACGCCCUCGUGCCAAUCCGCUUUCCCAAGCAAACAUUGGCCGCUUUGGGGGCGGUCGCAACAACAACGGCACCGAACGCUGUGAAUUCUUUCGGCAGGGGUGGUGCUGGAAGGGAGAGGGCUGCACCUUUCGACAUAGAUAAGCAUCGGCGUGCUGGAUCAAGUCCUUCUGGCCAAGUUGCUGGCAAUAUAUCAACGUACAUAGAGGUAUAUAAAGGCAUAUGGCAGUUCAGUAGUCGGUCACGUUCCAGGUUGAUUGUAGCAGGAACGUAACGUUCGGGAACCUGGGCUUGUUGGGGCGCGCUUUUUGGCAUCUCUUGAGUGUAGACCGGAAACGUCGAAACAUGCCAACAGGCGCCAGUUUGAAUUGAGGCCUCCCUUGGCACAAGCGCAACACACGUGCUGUGCAGUGUAAAUAAUCUUCACGCUGAUCCUAUCGUGUGCACAACGGACAGGCUGCGGGGAUCAGGUGUCAACGGAGGUAAGCCUCUUUCAGUAGCAUGUUUCCGAGCACGAUUCAAUAGCAGCAGUCAUGAGCUGUGCGCGAUUUUCCUGGGUGCAGCUGCGACGGCACUCUUAAGCUGUACAGUCGCUCCCAGACACAGAUUCAAGGCAUGGCGCGCUUGG
This is a messenger RNA of Effrenium voratum, 1697 nucleotides long. Lineage: Eukaryota; Dinophyceae; Suessiales; Symbiodiniaceae. The record is from the annotation of a GenBank genome assembly.